Messenger RNA from Lates calcarifer (barramundi perch), 2556 nucleotides. RefSeq names its product major facilitator superfamily domain containing 9 (gene slc67a2). NCBI's taxonomy places the organism in Eukaryota, Metazoa, Chordata, Actinopteri, Centropomidae. Gene Ontology annotation, biological process: transmembrane transport. The record is from RefSeq and is a predicted model, not a curated record. Gene Ontology annotation, molecular function: transmembrane transporter activity. The coding region runs from base 261 to 1682 and encodes 473 amino acids. The transcript is spliced from 6 exons.
UUAGACAGGACAACGCAACAAUUCAACACCUGAGAAACCAACCAUUACUCGUACAGUCAGCGUUAGCCCAGGACGUGGAUUUUGCACUUGCUUUUGCUAUCCGCCACCUCGAACACCUGCCACAUCUGCGCGGAUGGUCAAAACCCGGCAGUUCGUCGACCCCCAUCGGGAAAGAGACGUGUUUUUUCUGUUUGGAUCAUUCACAGCGGAGCGGAUGAACUCUUCCGCUUUGACUGCAGCCGUCCUGUCACAGCGGGAGGAUGAACAACCAGAAAUGUAGCACUUUAUUUCAGAAACCAAGAGGACGGACCAGGAUUAUACAAUGUAUCUACGUGGUGGGCUUCAUGGACUUGUUUGGGGUGAGCAUGAUCAUCCCACUGCUGAGCCACCACGUGAAAGCUCUUGGAGCCAGUCCCACUGUGGCUGGUAUAGUAGGAUCUACAUAUGGGAUCUUACAGCUCUUCUCAAGCACAGUAGUUGGCAGCUGGAGUGAUGUGGUGGGACGGAGGUACUCGCUGCUGACCUGUCUGCUGUUGAGUGCUCUAGGCUAUGGCCUUUUGGGGAUGUCCACCAGCAUCGCUUUGUUUGUCCUCGCACGCAUACCUGUGGGGCUGUUCAAGCACUCCCUGUCAAUCUGCAGAGCCCUGCUGUCUGACCUGGUGUCGGAGUCAGAGCGCCCUCUGGUGAUGGGACACUUUAAUGCAGCUUCUAGUGUUGGCUUCAUCCUGGGCCCUGUGGUGGGUGGCUACCUCACCGAGCAUGAAGGCGGCUUUUAUACCUCCUCCUUUACAUGUGCAGCCAUCUUCCUUAUUAAUGCAGGUCUGGUAUGGAUGCUACCAUGGAGUGAGACACUAGUUCACCGUAAUGAUACCAACUUCAGCAAUGACAAAAAUAAACACUGUCAUGAUAACCACUGUAGUAAGUCUGUACACAAUGGUUCUCAUGCCAAUAGACACCACACAAUGCUGGCAGCAGACACUGAACCAGGCUCCAGAGCUCCAGGGAAGCACCAUGGUGGUCUCAGGUGGAGGGAGGUGUCUCUGCUCCAGCCUGCCUGGAGACAGCUGUCGUCAGUGGGCUCCAAGAUCCACAUGGUGGCCUCCUCUGACAUGUGGGACCUCUUCCUGGUGCGUCUUUUGAUGGCCAUAGCGAUCAUGCUUUACUACAGUAACUUCUCUCUGGCCAUGGAGGAGCGUUUCUCGCUUAAACCAAAGAUGACAGGUUAUCUGAUCAGCUACAGCAGCACCUUAGGGGCCCUUGCUGGCUUCCUGGUGGGGCCAGUCACGCAGCUCUAUAGGAAUAACAUGCCAGCUCUGCUGCUUCACUCCACAGUGCUCACCUGCUCACUUAUUUUCCUCUAUGCCGCUGCGCCCAGCGUCUGGCAGGUGCUUCUCACCUCCACAUUCUUUGCCAUUUCCACCACCAUUGGACGGACAUGUAUCACAGACCUGGAGCUGCAGAGGGGAGGGGUCCAGGCCAGUGGGACUCUGAUCGGUGCCGGGCAGUCAGUUACAGCCGUGGGUCGUGUCCUGGCUCCCCUCCUCUCUGGUCUGGCUCAGGAGUUCAGCCCUUGUGGUCCCCCUAGUCUGGGAGUGGUCCUGGCUUUGGCAGCUGUAGGUUUACUGCUCAUCAGGAUCCCUAAAUGGGACGGAAGAGGAAUGACAAAAACAGCCAUACUCUGAAACUCUCAGCACAUCCACCACUCGGAGAGGUGGUCUUAUUUGUUCGAGGCCAGCUGUGAAGGACUCAUAGUGGGGACCACUUGUCCCACUCCAGCAUGUUUAUUGACAAGAUGCCUUUUGCUGACAGUUGUGUCAGAAUGGCUCGUCAUCACCAGCACUACUGUCCUUCUUUGGGAGAAAGGAUCCUAAACUCAAGAACAGCACUGAAGUGAAGUUGGGGCUGAGACAUUUAAUCUGCUUGCCCCUGUGCUAAAAACAUAUGGGGUGUGUAUUGACUCCUAUUACUUGUGACAGCACCUUGAUUUUUAACGUAAUUUUGUAACCACUACAUUGUCCAAAUUCCCUGAAGUAGGUAGGUCUGCUGAUGAUACACUACACACUGAAAUAACUUGUACUGCUUCACUGAAAUACAAGGAGGGUAAUACUCCUUUCAAAUUCCAAGCAGUUAAACUUCAGACAUUCAUAAAUAAGAUUAACCUGUGGGGAAGCUGGACUGAUCACAUUGUUCUACUUCUGGAGUGGUUUACACAUUUUUACCUCAAUACCAGAUGAUUCUUCAAAUGCACUGCAUCAGAAAUGGUUCCUAUGGUGGAAUAUGAAGAAAUGUUCGCUCUAAUUUUUGACUUUUGAAUUUUCAGUUAUGGAGAUUUUUUUAAUGUAUCUCAGGAUAUGUCUGAAUGGACGUUAUGAUUUGUUGUUUUGGUCUGUUUUUUAAAGUUAUGUUUCAAAUGAAUUCCAGGCAUCGCUGUUGUUUGAAAUCCCAAAUACUAACUGGUAGGAAAAUGGUGUAAAUGUUUAUUAAGAAGUUACGGAAUCCUUGAUGUACGUGUCAGAUUCACGCCAAAAAGUCGCAAGGAAUAAACACUGGUUUGUA